Messenger RNA from Lethenteron reissneri (Far Eastern brook lamprey), 3195 nucleotides. RefSeq names its product cleavage and polyadenylation specific factor 3 (gene CPSF3). The record is from RefSeq and is a predicted model, not a curated record. Lineage: Eukaryota; Metazoa; Chordata; Hyperoartia; Petromyzontiformes; Petromyzontidae. Gene Ontology annotation, biological process: mRNA 3'-end processing by stem-loop binding and cleavage. Gene Ontology annotation, cellular component: mRNA cleavage and polyadenylation specificity factor complex. Gene Ontology annotation, molecular function: RNA binding; RNA endonuclease activity; 5'-3' RNA exonuclease activity.
CCUUUGCCCCGGCAGUGAAAGGAGUCGACGGCAUGGCGACCAAGAAGGCGGACGCGGCCGUGCCGGCGGAGGAGAGCGACCAGCUGCUCAUCCGUCCCCUAGGCGCGGGGCAGGAGGUCGGGAGGUCCUGUAUCAUCCUCGAGUUCAAGGGAAGGAAAAUCAUGCUGGACUGUGGGAUCCACCCGGGACUGGACGGAAUGGACGCACUGCCCUACAUUGACAUCAUCGACCCCGCCGAGAUCGACCUCCUGCUCAUCAGCCACUUUCACCUGGAUCACUGUGGGGCCCUGCCGUGGUUCCUGCAGAAGACCAGCUUUAAGGGCAGGACUUUCAUGACCCACGCCACCAAGGCUAUCUACCGCUGGCUGCUGUCCGACUUCGUCAAAGUCAGUAACAUCUCGGCCGACGACAUGCUGUACACAGAGCAGGACCUGGAGGACAGCAUGGACAAGAUCGAGACCAUCAACUUCCAUGAGGUGAAGGAGGUGGCCGGCGUCAAGUUCUGGUGCUACAACGCGGGGCACGUGUUGGGCGCCGCCAUGUUCAUGAUCGAGAUCGCGGGAGUGAAGGUGCUGUACACAGGUGACUUCUCGCGUCAGGAAGACCGACAUCUCAUGGCCGCCGAGAUCCCCAGUGUCAAACCCGACAUCCUCAUCAUCGAGUCAACGUACGGGACUCACAUCCAUGAGAAGCGCGAGGAGCGCGAGGCGCGCUUCUGUAACACAGUGCAGGACAUCGUGAAUCGUGGGGGGCGCUGCCUCAUCCCCGUCUUCGCGCUAGGACGGGCGCAGGAGUUGCUGCUCAUCCUGGACGAAUAUUGGGGGAACCACCCGGAGCUGCACGACAUCCCCAUCUACUAUGCCUCCUCCCUUGCCAAGAAGUGCAUGGCCGUGUACCAGACGUAUGUGCACGCCAUGAACGAUAAGAUCCGCAAGCAGAUCAGCAUCAGCAACCCGUUCGUCUUCAAGCACAUCAGCAACCUCAAGAGCAUGGAUCACUUUGAUGACAUCGGGCCCAGCGUUGUGAUGGCCUCCCCGGGGAUGAUGCAGAGCGGGCUUUCACGCGAGCUCUUUGAGAGUUGGUGCACGGAUAAACGUAACGGUGUCAUCAUCGCCGGCUACUGCGUGGAGGGCACGCUCGCCAAGCACAUCAUGUCGGAACCUGAGGAGAUCAUGACCAUGUCCGGCCUCAAGCUGCCACUCAAGAUGUCGGUGGACUACAUCUCGUUCUCGGCGCACACAGACUACCAGCAGACGAGCGAGUUCAUCCGCGCACUCAAACCCCCACACGUGGUGUUGGUGCACGGGGAGCAGAACGAGAUGGGGCGGCUCAAGGCGGCCAUCAUCCGUGAGUACGAGGACAACAAGGAGGUGUCGAUGGAGGUUCACAACCCACGCAACACCGAAGCCGUCGCGCUGCACUUCCGCGGAGAGAAGCUUGCCAAGGUGAUGGGAAUGCUGGCGGUGAGAAAGGCCGAGCAGGGGCAGAGGAUUUCAGGGAUUCUGGUGAAGAGGAACUUCAACUACCACAUCCUGGCCCCCAACGACCUGUCCAAUUACACGGAGCUGACGAUGAGCCAUGUGACCCAGUGCCAGGCGGUGCCGUACACGGGGCCUCUCACACUGCUGGCCCAUCACCUCCAGACGCUUGCUGGCGACGUGGAGGAGGUGGAGGUUGGAGACAAGCCAGCGCUGCGUGUGUUCCGUGCCGUCACCAUCAUCCAGGAGCCUGGCAUGGUGGUCCUGGAGUGGGUCGCCAACCCCGUGAGUGAUAUGUACGCCGACGCUGUCGUCACGGUAGUACUGGAAGUUCAAUCCAACCCUAAGCUCUGCAAAGUUCCGCACCAUGGACCACCUGAGAAGACGCACAGCGCCGUGUUCCUGCAGAGGGUCCUCACCAUGCUUAGCGACAUGUUCGGAGAGGACUCGGUGUCGCUGUCGCAGGCUGGGGAUGCCCUCUCGGUGAGCGUGGACGGACGCACGGUCAACGUCUCCCUGGACACGUGUCGUGCCGAGUGUGCCGAGGGGAACGAGGAGGAGGAUGAGGUUCUGCGAGAGAUGCUGCAGAGCUGCGUCACUCGCCUCUUCCGCUCGCUCGCGCCUGUCAUUGUGUGACAAGCAUGGGGGGGCCCUGCCAGGGGACCCACGGGACCCCGCGUCAGGAACACAGGAGGCCCACGGAAACAAGCACGGAUGGAGACGGGGAGAGCUUGUGACACCAGUUGCAGGCUUGAGCAUAGCUCGGUCUCGAACUUGAUGAUACUGACCCACACCACCCAGUAAAUUUUACGAACUCGCUAUCCCAUACUCCUGGCACCAUGACCUUGCCACCGUUUCUCCAGCACUUGCGUUUUCUUACCAGCGAAGCUGUGAUGGCGAGGGUGAUAGUUGGGAGGAGGAGGUUCUGAGUCGACCUGGAGCUGGGCUGGGCAGUGUGCCAGCCAGGGUGGUGAGAUCCGUGCGCUUCAACAACGCACGGCCCUGAGCCCACGCUCAUGUGAGCAGUGCAUCCACGCUCCACCUGGAGCGGCUCCACACACAGGCUCUCCGUGGAACCAGAGCUGUGGUCAAUUAUAAUUACAAUUAUAGCAUUGUUAGAUAACAUUACAAUUAUUUAGAGUGAUAGCAAUUGGUUAUUAGAAUUAUUUGACCUCGGGUCUUAAUGGAGCAAUCCUCCACGUGGAGCUGUUGUCUUUGUGGAGCUGCGCUAUGUAUGGAGCCAGACUUUCGCGUGCAGUGGCAGUCGACGUGAAAUGACACGUGUGGUAUGUACGAAGAACUUCUUUUGCACCAUCCGUGUGAAAUAACUGCUUUUUGUGUUUAGUUGCCCUCGCACACCUCCGAUUAGCACAGUUGGCAACGUAUAGUGCGAAAGAAGUUCAACAUGCAUAUGUAGCCAAUUGCACGAAUCGGAGGUGCGGCUGAAGGGCAACAAACUAACCCGAAUAGAUCGUUGGUGAGAAUGUGCCCGUUUCGCCAUGAUGACGCAUCCGCUCGUGCGCUCUGCAAGCCCCUCCGUGGCACUGGGCAGGUGGCACCUUGCAGGAGCAGCGACUCUAUGGGGGCUACCCUCGGUGCUGCCCAGUGCACAACACGUGCUGGGCACACUUCUUGGCACUGUCCCGAGCUGGGAUGUGUCUGGACAGGAUACUGCCAUCGGGAUGGGAUGUGUUCCAAUAAACGUAUUUUGCAGAAA